Molecule: messenger RNA, 1569 nt
Organism: Macadamia integrifolia
Lineage: Eukaryota; Viridiplantae; Streptophyta; Magnoliopsida; Proteales; Proteaceae
Product: ankyrin repeat-containing protein At5g02620-like
Exons: 2
Coding region: 17-1498 (493 amino acids)
Cellular component (GO): plasma membrane
Molecular function (GO): protein phosphatase regulator activity; protein phosphatase 1 binding
Source: RefSeq, a predicted model, not a curated record
AAGAAACCGAGAGAGAAUGAUGAUAAGAAGACUUUAUGAAGCUUCAGUGAGUGGAAGUCUUCCAUCUUUGAUUGAACUCAUAGAAGAAGACGAGCUCAUUCUCGACAGAAUUAUGGUCACUCACCUCAAUGAAACUCCAAUCCACAUAGCAGCGAUGCUAGGCCACGUUGAGUUUGCGAAAGAGAUUUUGAGACGCAAACCAGAACUCGCAACUGAGUUAAAUUCAGAAAGUUCCUCACCUCUUCACUUGGCUUCAGCAAGAGGGAACCUUGAAAUGGUGAAAGAGUUGUUGACGAUUAACCCAAAUGUUUGUUUUGUUACUGACCAUGAUGGGAGAACUCCUCUUCAUCUUGCAGUGAUCAAAGGCCGUAUUGAUAUCAUGAAAGAGUUGAUUCAGAAACGACCUGAGGUCAUUCAUGUGAGGGUUGAUAGGGGAGAAACCAUUAUACACCUGUGUCUGAAAUACAACCGUUUGGAGGAACUUAAAGUAUUGCUGGAAUCAGCAGGAAGUGACCAAGAGCUCAUCAAUUCUAAAGAUGAUGAUGGCAACACUGCUUUGCAUCUUGCUGCAGCUAAGAAGCAAACAAAGGCGAUCGAGUUAUUGCUAGAUAAAAAUGGAGUAGAGGUAAACGCAUUGAAUGGGAGUGGUCUUACAACUUUGGAUAUCUUAGCACAAUCUCCACGAGAAAUGAAAGACAUGGACAUUGGAGAGUCCCUAAGGGCUGCUGGGGCAUUAAGAGCCAGGGAUAUUAUUAUAGUGUCAGCAGUAAAUGAAAAUGACCGUUCUAAGGUAGUCAUAUCAGGAAGGGGUAAAGCAAUAUUCUCCUCCUCACAAAAAAACACCCGGACUAGUGGUAGCCAAAUGAAAUCCAAAGAAGAGUGGUUAGAGAGGAAGAAGAAUUCAUUAAUGGUGGUGUCAACUGUAAUUGCCACCAUGGCUUUCCAAGCAAUACUAAAUCCUCCAGGUGGGGUUUGGCAAGAUUAUGGCACGCAUCCUGAUCCUUAUAACCCCAGUAUUGAAGUUAGCCAUAGGGCUGGUACUUCGGUAAUGGCAGAUGAUAGCCCUUUUUGGUACCUUAUGUUCUUAAUUUUCUGCACACUAUCUUUUGUUGGGUCUUUAAGUAUAACCCUUCUGCUCAUAAGUGGAUUACCAUUGAGGCGAAGGGUUUUUAUGUGGAUAUUGAUGGUAAUUAUGUGGAUCAUAAUCACAUCAUUGGUAUUGGCUCUCAUUGUGUCAAUAUCUCAACAGACACCAAAUGGUGAUAAGUUUAAUCUGAUUGUUUUAUCUAAACUGGUCACACCAAAAGUUCAGUUUAAUCUGAUUAUAGAAAUAAUGGUGAUUUCAGUCACCAUUUGGUUGGGUCUGUUGGGCCUUGUUCUCUUACUUCACACUGUUCGCUUCGUCUUCCUAUGCGUGAAGAAAUGCUGGAAAACAACACGGCCAGUUAGGAGGCGCCCUCAGAUUAUAAAUAAUGAUCAGAGUCAAUCCUAUGUCUGAAUGAAAUUUGGGGACAGAAAUUAAAAUAUUUCCUUUCUCAUUCUGAACACUUUUGGAGAAUAUGUAAUGGC